This is a messenger RNA of Aspergillus versicolor CBS 583.65, 900 nucleotides long. RefSeq lists its product as uncharacterized. Gene Ontology annotation, cellular component: peroxisome. The coding region runs from base 1 to 900 and encodes 299 amino acids. Lineage: Eukaryota; Fungi; Ascomycota; Eurotiomycetes; Eurotiales; Aspergillaceae. The record is from RefSeq and is a predicted model, not a curated record. The transcript has a single exon.
AUGGAUAUCGAUCAGAUCAAGCACCGCCGAUGGCACUCUUCAGUAACCUACGACGCAGCAAAUAUAAUACCCUACAAUCUCGCCAUCGGAGCCAGCGGACAAGACCUCCGGCGCUGCUGGGAGGACCAUCCAGAGUUCCACGCCCUGCCGACAUUCACAUCGCUGGCGGUCAUUAACAUCAUGGGGAAGGUGACUCGCGAUAUGCCAACAUUAAUGCCUCGAUAUAAACCAGAGGAACAUCCACAUGUCCAUGCAGAGCAUUAUCUCGAGAUGAAGCAGGCGCUCCCUACUUCGGGGACACUAGAAUCCGAAGCCAGGAUCCUCGAUGUUGUUGAUCGCCGGUCUGGCGUGGCGGUGAUUGUUGGAAUCACAACAAAGGAGGCGAAGACGGGGGCUGACAUAUGUUAUAACGAAUGGACUUCGUUUCUUAUUAAAAUGCCUGGUGAUGGGGCGUCAAAGAUAUCGCCUUCAAACGCUCGGAAAUCUACAUCCAUACCCGACAGGAAACAUGACACCGGCGUGGACCAUCAGACAACUAGCAACCAGGGUGCACUUUACCGAGCUGCUACGGGUGAAUGGAACCCACUGCAUAUUGACCCGGGACAUGGUAGGCGAGCUGGUUUUCCUGGACCGAUUCUCUCUGGGACUUGUACGAUCGGCGUGGGCGUGAGGCAUGUUAUCGAUUCAUUUGCCGGAGGGGACUCGAAGCGAUUUAAGAGUGUGAGGCUACGGCUGAGCAAGCCUGUAUUUCCAGGACAAACCAUCAGGCCGCAGAUGUGGGAGGAAGACGAUGGGAAGAGAAUUGUGUAUCAGCAGGUAGCUGAGGACGGCAGAGUGGUGAUAGCCCAGGCUGAGAUCGCACUGAGCCCUAAUGCUGGGAGUGUCAGAAGCCAGCUGUAG